CUUCUUUGCAAUACUUUUCAUUUCCAACCAUCUUGCAAUCUAUCAAGUAAAAGCAAUAUCUCUUCGUUUAAUCCCCGUGGGCCCUUUUCUUUUCGUCAACAACUUCAAUUUCCAAAGACCCCAGUUGUUAAAGCCACAGGAAAGAAAGUAGAGCUAGUGUAUGAUCCUGAUGGAAGGAUAAACAACUUGGCUGAUGAGGUGGAUAAACAGGCUCCUCUCUCAAGGCUCACCCUUUUCUCACCUUGCAAGGUUAAUGUUUUCUUGAGAAUAACCAGUAAGAGAGAAGAUGGGUAUCAUGAUUUGGCUUCUCUAUUUCAUGUGAUUAGUCUAGGAGAUGUGAUCAAAUUCUCUCUGUCGCCAUCAAAAGGUAUUGAUCGAUUAUCAACCAAUGUGUCUGGUGUGCCCCUUACUGAAGAUAAUUUGAUCAUUAAAGCCCUUAAUCUUUACAGGAAAAAGACCGGCACUGACAACUUCUUUUGGAUUCAUUUAGACAAAAGUGUGCCCACUGGGGCAGGGCUUGGUGGUGGGAGCAGCAAUGCUGCUACUGCCCUGUGGGCUGCAAAUCAAUUCAGUGGUUGUCUUGCUACUGAGAAGGAACUCCAAGAAUGGUCAAGUGAGAUUGGUUCAGAUAUCCCCUUCUUUUUUUCUCAUGGAGCAGCCUACUGUACUGGUCGUGGUGAGAUUGUUCAAGAUAUUCCUUCACUAGUACCUUUGGAUAAGCCAAUGGUUCUCAUAAAGCCCCCACAGGCAUGUUCAACUGCAGAAGUUUACAAGUGCUUUCAAUUGGAUAAAACCAGUCAAGCCGAUCCUUUAACAUUGCUAGAGAGGAUCUCAAGGAAUGGAAUAUCUCAAGAUGUUUGUAUCAAUGAUUUAGAGCCCCCUGCUUUUGAAGUUCUCCCCUCUCUCAAAAGAUUGAAACAGCGUAUAGCUGCAGCUGGCCGUGGACAAUAUGAUGCUGUUUUUAUGUCUGGGAGUGGAAGCACAAUAGUUGGGAUUGGCUCACCAGAUCCUCCACAAUUCAUAUAUGAUGAGGACGAGUACCACCAUGUUUUCGUGUCAGAGGCCAAUUUCAUUAAUCGUGAAGCGAAUCAAUGGUAUCAACAACCUGGUUCAAGUUCAACAAGUUGUGAUUCUCCAGCUGAGUUUACCCGCUCUAUCGAGUGAAUUAUUAUUCUCUAGUUGUAUAGAAACAAUGAUCACAUCUGUAUAAUUAUACCAGUCACUGAGGUGCAACGAACACUAGCAAAUGCAAUUACCUGUGUGAAGCUAAUGGAAAGCUGGGAAUAGAG
This is a messenger RNA of Populus euphratica (Euphrates poplar), 1289 nucleotides long. RefSeq names its product 4-diphosphocytidyl-2-C-methyl-D-erythritol kinase, chloroplastic/chromoplastic-like. Gene Ontology annotation, cellular component: chloroplast. Gene Ontology annotation, biological process: terpenoid biosynthetic process. The transcript is spliced from 11 exons. The annotation marks the transcript as partial. Gene Ontology annotation, molecular function: 4-(cytidine 5'-diphospho)-2-C-methyl-D-erythritol kinase activity; ATP binding. The record is from RefSeq and is a predicted model, not a curated record. NCBI's taxonomy places the organism in Eukaryota, Viridiplantae, Streptophyta, Magnoliopsida, Malpighiales, Salicaceae.